Messenger RNA from Fomitopsis serialis, 1340 nucleotides. Its product is annotated as 3-hydroxyisobutyrate dehydrogenase. Bases 133 to 1161 code for a protein of 342 amino acids. Gene Ontology annotation, biological process: L-valine catabolic process. The record is from RefSeq and is a predicted model, not a curated record. The transcript is spliced from 3 exons. Lineage: Eukaryota; Fungi; Basidiomycota; Agaricomycetes; Polyporales; Fomitopsidaceae. Gene Ontology annotation, molecular function: NADP binding; 3-hydroxyisobutyrate dehydrogenase activity; NAD binding. Gene Ontology annotation, cellular component: mitochondrion.
GUCCGCUGACCGCGACCAUGGACGCGAAGUCGAGGUCGGGCAGACUGGGAGACUCCGACUCAGAGACCCAUUACCCUCAUCACUGCCGGCGCCGUCGACGAGCGCCUUGACCUCGACCACCACCUUCUCAUCAUGAGGCCCUCCGCUCGCUGUCUUGCCCAGGCAUUGGCCUCCACACGCUCGCACUCAGUCAGUUUCAUCGGACUAGGACGGAUGGGCUCUCCCAUGGCCUACAACCUCUUCUCGAAAACCCUGGUAGAGAACGAAGGCAGCGCACGCUUUGUGGUCUGCGAUGCGCGGACGGCUGUAUCUGAGGCGUUCGCGGCGGACUUCGCGAAGCAGUUCCCCGGUACGCAGGUCGAUAUCGCGAACUCGCCCGAAGAAGCCCUGAUGGCCUCGCAGACCAUCAUCACCAUGCUCCCUUCGACCCCCCAUGUGAGAGCCGUCUACGUCGAGUCCGGCGGUAUCCUCCCCGCGCUGCACAAGCUGCCAAAGGAGGCCGUCCAUGCGACGCUCUGCAUCGACUCGACGACGCUCGACGUAGAGACAGCGCGGGUCGUCUCAUCCGACAUCAGCAAGAUCGGCGCGCGACUGGUCGACGCACCCGUGUCCGGCGGCGUCGCCGGUGCCAAAGCGGGCACGCUCAGCUUCCUCGUCGGCGGCACGAAGACCGCGUUCGAGCUCGCGACGCCGACGCUCGAGCGGAUGGGGAAGAACAUCAUAUACUGCGGGGGCUCGGGCGCGGGGCUCGCGGCGAAGAUAUGCAACAACCUUGUGCUCGGGGUGCAGCAGAUCGUCGUGUCCGAGGCGAUGCUGCUCGGCCAGAAGCUUGGUCUGGAGCCGAAGGUGCUCGCGUCGGUGAUUAACAGCUCGACGGGUGCGUGUUGGGCCAGCUCUGUGAACAACCCGGUUCCGGGUGCUGUCCCGGACAAGUCCCCACCUUGUGAACGGGACUAUGACGGUGGAUUCGCGACGCGGUUGAUGCUCAAGGAUAUGGGCCUAGCAAUUAACAUCGCGGAGACGACGAAGACGCCGUUGCCGUUGGGUACCGCUGCGAACGAGAUCUACGCGGAAGUCAUUGAGGACGACCCUGAUGCUGCCGAGAAGGACUUCUCGGCUGUGCACAGGUAUCUACGGUUGCUGAAGAACAAGGAUGUAUAAGGGACCCGAUGGAGAAGUUCAACGUGUGUUUCCGGGCUGUAAGAGUAGUCUGUGUAGCAAGUAUAUCAUGUCACGCUCUGCUUCUAGCCAUGUCGCUAGGCCUUACCCUCCACGCUCUGCACUCUGCAUUCUGCCAGUGAGCAAUCUGGAUGGCUCGCGGACUUGUUGCGUAUGGAAGU